GGCUGUCUAUCUGGUUAGUAUUCAUUUGUCUUGUUCUUCUCAAAAUCUCUCAACCCUUUUUACACGCUCUGACCAUUUCCCAUGAUUCUAGCAUUCGCUUGUUUGACUUUUCAUUACUCUUUCAUCUCACAAUUUUAGGUCUUUUAUCUUCCAUUUUUCUUCAUAAAAUGCUUCUACUUCUUUACUUCUUCAUGUGAUUAUUUGCUAAUUGAUCUUGCAAAUUGUAGUUCAGCUGUUUUUGAUUAAGAUUACGAUCUAAUUUUGACUAUUUUGUAAGUGGGUUUGACUUUAUUCUUGUUGGUUGUUAAUAAAGUUUAGAUCUUGAUUCAUUCAGCAGAAAAUUCAAGUGAAAGAUCGGAUCUUUAUGCUAAAAGCCGAAAAGGGUUUCUUCAAAGAUCUUGUUUCAUUGAGAAGUAAUUGAAAGCUCAAUGGGGAAUACUUGUGUCGGACCGAAUAUUACGAAAAAUGGAUUCAUUCAAUCGGUUUCUGCCGCAAUGUGGCGAACACCAACCGAUGAAACGCCACCUACCCCUAACGGAGAACAAUCUUCGACUCAUAGCAAACAACCCGAAUCACCGUUACCCGUUCAAAACAAACCACCCGAACAAAUAACCAUUCCUAAACCCGAAAAGAAUGAAAAGAAACAAGAAGAACAACAGCCCGUGAAACCCGAAAAGAAACAAGAACAACCUGCGAAACACAAAAAAGGUCCGCAUAUGAAACGGGUAUCAAGCGCUGGGCUUCGGGUCGAAUCCGUUUUACAAAGAAAUACCGGGAGUUUGAAGGAGUUUUUCACUUUGGGGAAAAAGUUAGGCCAAGGACAAUUCGGUACAACUUUUCUUUGUAUAGAAAAGUCAACGGGUCAACAUUACGCUUGCAAAUCGAUUGCGAAACGGAAACUGUUGACAGACGAAGAUGUAGAAGACGUGAGACGGGAGAUUCAAAUAAUGCAUCAUUUGGUGGGGCACCCGAAUGUUAUAUCAAUAAAAGGGGCUUACGAAGAUGCGGUUGCGGUUCAUGUUGUUAUGGAAUUAUGUGCAGGCGGAGAGCUUUUCGAUAGGAUUAUUCAAGUUGGACAUUAUACUGAAAAAAAGGCGUCUGAGCUUACACGAACGAUUGUUGGUGUUGUGGAAACUUGUCAUUCGUUAGGAGUUAUGCAUCGGGAUUUAAAGCCUGAGAAUUUCUUGCUUGUGGAUAAGAAAGAAGAUGCGCUUUUGAAAACUAUUGAUUUUGGAUUAUCGGUUUUCUUUAAGCCAGGUGAAAUAUUUACUGAUGUGGUUGGCAGCCCGUAUUACGUUGCACCAGAAGUCUUGAAAAAACGUUACGGUCCUGAAGCCGAUGUUUGGAGUGCUGGGGUUAUUGUUUACAUUCUAUUAAGUGGAGUACCUCCGUUUUGGGCUGAAACGGAGCAAGGAAUAUUUGAGCAAGUCCUACAAGGUGAUCUUGAUUUCUCAUCCGAUCCAUGGCCAAGUAUUUCCGAAGGAGCAAAAGAUCUUGUGAGAAGAAUGCUUGUGCGGGACCCGAAGAAAAGAUUAACCGCUCAUGAAGUUUUAUGCCAUCCGUGGGUUCAAGUUGACGGCGUGGCCCCCGACAAGCCUCUUGAUUCUGCGGUUUUAAGUCGAAUGAAGCAAUUUUCGGCCAUGAACAAGCUAAAGAAAAUGGCUCUUAGAGUUAUAGCAGAGAGCUUAUCUGAAGAAGAAAUAGCUGGGCUAAAGCAGAUGUUUCAAAUGAUUGAUACAGACAACAGUGGUCAGAUUACUUUUGAAGAACUUAAGACCGGAUUAAAAAGAGUUGGUGCUAACCUUAAGGAAUCAGAAAUUUAUGAUCUCAUGCAAGCAGCAGAUGUUGACAACAGUGGAACAAUUGAUUACGGUGAAUUUGUCGCUGCAACGUUGCAUCUGAAUAAAAUUGAAAAACAAGAUCAUUUAUUUGCUGCAUUUUCGUACUUUGAUAAAGACGGAAGCGGUUAUAUAACUGCUGAUGAACUUCAACAAGCAUGUGAUGAAUUUGGCGUAGAUGCUCGCUUUGAAGAAUUAAUUCAAGACGUUGACCAAGAUAAUGAUGGACGCAUAGAUUACAAUGAGUUUGUGGCCAUGAUGCAAGGAAAUACUGGUUCAGCACCAAAAAAAGCACCAAAAAAGAGCCUAGACAAUAGUUUCAGUAUCAAGUUCAGAGAAGCAUUCAAACUUUGAACAUAUAUCAAGUUUUUAUCUUUUUUAUAUUUUCUUUUCUUUUCAUGUAAUAGAACUAUACUUUUUAUUGAAUUUGUGUUUCAAGUUUUGAGUUUGAACUUGUUCUGCAAAUUGUAUUAAACUCUAUAUGUAUUAUGUUACAUGUUAAUGUUAAAGAGAGUGCUUUGAUCUGAUGAGAUCAAUUUAACAA
Messenger RNA from Helianthus annuus (common sunflower), 2382 nucleotides. Its product is annotated as calcium-dependent protein kinase 1. The coding region runs from base 429 to 2192 and encodes 587 amino acids. Gene Ontology annotation, biological process: protein autophosphorylation; peptidyl-serine phosphorylation; intracellular signal transduction. The record is from RefSeq and is a predicted model, not a curated record. The transcript is spliced from 8 exons. NCBI's taxonomy places the organism in Eukaryota, Viridiplantae, Streptophyta, Magnoliopsida, Asterales, Asteraceae. Gene Ontology annotation, molecular function: calmodulin binding; calcium/calmodulin-dependent protein kinase activity; calcium ion binding. Gene Ontology annotation, cellular component: cytoplasm; nucleus.